Messenger RNA from Fusarium venenatum, 1488 nucleotides. RefSeq names its product pyridoxal phosphate-dependent transferase. The record is from RefSeq and is a predicted model, not a curated record. Gene Ontology annotation, molecular function: transaminase activity; pyridoxal phosphate binding. NCBI's taxonomy places the organism in Eukaryota, Fungi, Ascomycota, Sordariomycetes, Hypocreales, Nectriaceae. Gene Ontology annotation, cellular component: cytosol.
AUGGCCUCCUCUACUUCCAAGCCGACAAACAGUCUUCUCUACAAAAACUUUCAAAAACACCCUGCAGCUCUCAUCGAAUCUACUUCGGGCAUCUACCUCAACACGAGCGAUGGCCGUCGCAUUCUCGACGCGACCAGCGGCGCGGCCGUCGCCUGUCUAGGCUACAACAACAAGGAUGUUCAACAGGCCGUUGUUGAGCAGCUGAUCAACGUUCCGUACUGUCAUCCUGGCUUCUACAAAACCAAGGCAGCCGAGGAUCUUGCUGAUUUCCUGGUUGAGUCAACAAAUGGCUUGAUGUCCAAGGCGGUCUUGUGCGGAUCAGGCUCCGAAGCUGUCGAAGUUGCGCUCAAACUCGCCAAAACUCACUUCUCACACCUCGCUAUUCCCCAGACAGAGCGAAGCCACUUCAUCGCUCGUGUAGGAGCAUGGCACGGCGCAACAUUGGGCGCCCUGACUUUGGGCGACUUCAAAGUCCGAAAGGACCCAUUCGUGCAGUUGAUCUCACAGAAUUCGUCCCAGGUGUCAGCUUGCAGCGAAUAUCGUGGCCGAAAGGAUGGUGAAGAUGACGAGGCGUAUGUGAAGCGGCUGGCGCAGGAACUCGACGAUGAGUUCCAGAGGAUCGGUCCUGAAAAGGUUUGCGCCUUUGUGGCCGAAACUGUUGGCGGUAGUGCUAGCGGGUGCGCCAUGCCGAUCAAAGGUUAUUUCCCAGCCAUGAAAGCCGUUUGCGAAAAGUACAACGCUCUUCUCAUCCUCGACGAAGUAAUGUGUGGUAUGGGUCGCACAGGCACCCUUCACGCGUGGGAGCAGGAAGAUGUUGUCCCCGAUAUUCUCGUGGUCGGCAAGGGUCUCGGUGCCGGAUACGCGCCUGUCUCAGCAGUCCUCCUCAACAACAAUCUCGUCGAGUCCUUCCAGAAGUCCGGCAAAGGCUUUGCUCAUGGGCAGACAUACAUGGCCCAUCCCCAGGCAGCGGCAGCAGGACUCAAGGUCCAGCAGAUCAUUCGCGAUGAGAACUUACUGGCUCAUGUUCGCACCAUGGGCGAGUACCUCGGUGCACGCCUGAAGGAACGUUUCCUUCCAAUGCCAUAUGUCGGCGACAUUCGAGGAAGGGGUCUCUUCUGGGCCAUCGAGUUCGUCACCGACAAACAGACCAAGAUGCCCUUUCCCUACAGCCUGGGUCUGAACAGCAUGCUACACUCUCGGGGAAUGAGCGCAGGCUACGAGAUUGCUCUGUUCAACGCCAACGGUGGCUACGACGGGUACAGCGGCGACCAUUUUCUCAUCUGCCCGCCUUUCAUUGUCACCAAGGCUGAUGUUGACAACAUUGUUGAGCGAACUGCACGAGUGGUCGAGGAUACUUUCGCCGAGUUGGCCAAUUCUGCUGUUUGGGAGAAGGUCACUUUGCAGAUGGAGAUUGACAACAGCAGCGAGGUGAAGGCAUUGGAUGCUGCUCCUGUGGUGGGUGUUGCUGUUGGUGUGGCUGCCCAGUGA